Molecule: messenger RNA, 1709 nt
Organism: Rosa chinensis
Lineage: Eukaryota; Viridiplantae; Streptophyta; Magnoliopsida; Rosales; Rosaceae
Product: proline transporter 2
Exons: 7
Coding region: 270-1598 (442 amino acids)
Cellular component (GO): plasma membrane
Source: RefSeq, a predicted model, not a curated record
AAAUUCUCAUUCUCAUACGGGUGGUAUAGAAAAGAAAAGAAAAGAAAAGGUUGAAACUUGAGGGACCAAAAGUUAUAAUCUUUAUUGUUGGUUUAAAUUGAAUGGUCUUCCUUUUCCGGGUGGUAUGAGAUUCCAUGCUUGGAUUCAGCUGAGUCGGGUAUAUAACAGAGAGCAGAGCAUUGCUUAGGGCUACGCUGGCUUUUUCUUCACAUAUUUCUGAAGAGGAGGAGGAAGGUACGACUCAUUGCCUCUUGCACAAUCAUCCCGAGAUGAACACCAUUGAAGUCGAUUCUGGGCCCAAUACCAAAGUUUUCGAUGAAGAGACAUUGGGCCUGGACGUCCCAGAAACCGCCCAUCAGAUUAGCACAGAUUCAUGGUUUCAAGCGGGGUUUGUGCUGACAACUGGAAUCAACAGUGCAUAUGUGCUGGGAUAUUCUGGAACUGUGAUGGUUCCUCUGAGUUGGAUAGGCGGUGUAAUCGGUUUGCUUUUAGCCACUGCAAUAUCACUCUAUGCGAAUACUCUGAUUGCCAAGCUUCAUUUAUUUGGGGGGAAGAGGCAUAUCAGAUACAGGGAUCUUGCAGGGUUUAUAUACGGAAAGAAAGCUUAUGCUCUUACAUGGGGAUUGCAGUAUGUUAAUCUUUUCAUGAUCAACACUGGAUAUAUCAUUUUGGCUGGCCAGGCCCUCAAGGCUGCCUAUGUUCUGUUCAGGGAUGAUGAUGUUAUGAAGCUACCUUACUUUAUUGCUAUUGGUGGUUUUGUUUGUGCAUUAUUUGCCAUUGGGAUACCACACUUGUCAGCUCUAAGGGUUUGGCUGGGGGUUUCAACAGUCCUGAGCUUGGUCUAUAUUAUUGUAGCACUGGUCCUGUCGCUUAAAGAUGGAAUCAAAGCACCACCCAGGGAUUAUAGUAUCCCAGGGACACAUAUAAGCAAAAUAUUUACAACAAUUGGAGCAGCUGCUAACCUUGUUUUCGCAUUCAAUACCGGAAUGCUUCCAGAGAUACAGGCUACAGUGAGGAAGCCAGUGGUUGAAAACAUGUUAAAAGCUCUGUACUUUCAGUUCACAGCUGGUGUUUUGCCAAUGUAUGCAGUAACUUUUGUAGGGUAUUGGGCAUAUGGAAACUCAACAUCAGCUUACUUGCUCAACAAUGUAAACGGACCGGUUUGGGUGAAGGCAUUUGCCAAUAUCUGUGCCUUCCUGCAAUCAGUCAUUGCUUUGCAUAUAUUUGCAAGUCCAAUGUAUGAGUAUCUGGACACAAGGUUUGGGAUUAAAGGAAGUGCAUUCAAAAUCCAGAACUUGACAUUCAGAAUUACGGUUAGAGGCGGCUAUCUAGCUGUAAACACAUUGGUUGCAGCUCUUUUGCCAUUCCUAGGAGAUUUCAUGAGUCUCACAGGAGCCAUCAGCACAUUCCCUCUUACAUUCAUUCUCGCAAACCACAUGUACCUGGUGGCGAAGAAGGACAAGCUCACUUCAUCACAAAAGCUCUGGCAUUGGCUAAAUAUUUGCGUCUUUGGCUUUUUGGCAGUUGCAGCCCUAAUAUCAGCCUUGAGGCUCAUUGCAGUAGAUUCCAAAACUUACCAUGUCUUUGCUGAUCUAUGAUACUUUUUUUUUUUUUUUUCCUUUUCCUUUUCAAUAUUGAUCCCUCAAUUGUAUUUAGUAUGCAUUUAGGCUGUACUUCGUUUAUAGCUUAAGCAUCAAAUAAUAUCAGAU